GCAACCUUGGGACCCUGGAACCUGGGAACCAUUUGGCUUUACCCCUAUAACACCUCCUUAUCGCGGCCACUUCCAAGCCCACCCAUCAGACAUACACGCCUAUUACUCACGCAGUGUGAGGGCAUGAGCCGCUAUGCGAUGGCCGCCAUGGUCUUCUAAACCGCAAGUCCCCGCAGACACCGAUGACGAACAACAACAACACUCACUAUUCCCAUCGGCAUAUACAAACCGCAGCAACGAAAAGUCAAACUCAGCACUUGACUGGUCUGCCUUCACAGAGCCACGAACCCUCCUCCCAACCUUAAUCCUCACCUCCGCGAUCUUAGGCGCAGCGCGCUUCCACCGUUCCUACCUCCGCCGGUUCCCCGAUGCGCCGAGCAUCCCCGCGUCGUAUUUCCGCAACCGAAGCAUCUUUGGUAAAGUGACAAGCGUUGGCGAUGGGGAUAAUUUCAGAUUAUUCCAUACGCCCGGCGGGAGGCUUGCCGGUUGGGGAUGGCUGCCCUGGAAGACGGUGCCAAAGGAGAAGAAGGAGUUGAGGGAUAAUACUGUCCAUAUCCGCCUAGCAGGCGUUGAUGCCCCUGAACGCGCGCAUUUCGGCCGCGCCGAACAGCCCUAUUCCCGGGAAGCACACGAAUGGUUGACGUCGUAUUUGCUCAAUCGCCGCGUGCGCGUGUAUUUGCAUCGUCCAGACCAGUACCAGCGGGCUGUAGCGUCGGUAUAUGUGCGACGGGUCUUUGACUUCCCGAUCCCAUUUCGCCGUCGAGAUGUAUCAUAUGAGAUGCUCAGACGGGGACUGGCAACUGUGUAUGAAGCCAAGUUUGGUGCCGAAUUUGGUGGUGAUGCUAUGGAGAGCAAAUAUAGGAGCGCCGAAUGGUGGGCGAAGCUGAAAGGGAAUGGAAUGUGGAAGGGAUUUCGCCGCAAUAAAGAGUUCGAAAGCCCAAGGGAGUAUAAGACUCGGGUGGGUUCAGAGGAACAGCCGAACGACAAGAAUGGGAAGAAGUAGAGGUGUUAACUAUACCGCUGAUAUAUUUGUCUUGCAUAUUUGCUUUCACCUCUUUUUUUUACUUGAUUGACCAUGAUAUAUAUGUAUGACUGUGCAGCUAUGCUCUGGCAUGUUGUUGUAUGCGAACAUAUGGGCUAUGUGAAUGAAAAUAAUGACAGGGAAAAGAUAAGUCGUAAAAUUUGGGUAUCAAUUCCCGGUCAAUUGCCGUAUAUAUGUCCCUAACAUAAGGAUUGAUGGCCCUAGCAGCAGGUGGAUAGCACAAUAUAUAGUAAAAAUACAAGAAC
This is a messenger RNA of Aspergillus versicolor CBS 583.65, 1287 nucleotides long. Its product is annotated as thermonuclease family protein. The transcript has 2 exons. Lineage: Eukaryota; Fungi; Ascomycota; Eurotiomycetes; Eurotiales; Aspergillaceae. Bases 134 to 1003 code for a protein of 289 amino acids. The record is from RefSeq and is a predicted model, not a curated record. Gene Ontology annotation, cellular component: cytoplasm; mitochondrion.